AUGGCAACACAAGAAAAGCAUGAGCCAGCCUCCCCAGGCCCGGCGCGCUCUGACAGCGUCUUGAUCAGAGGUGCCCGAGUCGCCACCGAACAGGAACGUGGCAUGUCCUUGAUGCAAGGCGUCAGACUCUAUCCGAAAGCCAUCGGUUGGAGUAUCCUCAUCAGCACCUGUAUCGCCAUGGAAGGCUUCGAUGUCUGCCUUCUGCCAAACUUCUACAACUUCCCCAGGUUCAAGGAAAAGUACGGCCAUCAGCUUCCCAAUGGCACCUGGGAGAUUCCUGCGCCGUGGCAAGCAGGACUUCAGAACGGUUCGCAGAUUGGUCAGAUUAUCGGCCUCUUCCUCAACGGAUAUGUUUCUGAGUGGAUUGGUUAUCGCUGGACAGUACUCGCAUGUCUCACCCUCGUUGCUGCUUUCACGGCCAUCCUAUUCACUGCUCAGAGUGUUGAGGUUUUGCUGGUCGGUUAUAUCCUCUCAGGGCUUCCCUGGGGCGUUUUCCAAACCCUUACAAUCACAUACGCCUCCGAAGUCUGUCCUGUGGCUCUUCGUGGCUAUCUGACAACCUAUGUGAACUUCUGCUGGGGCCUCGGACAAGUCAUAGGAAUUGGAUCGAUUAAAGGAAGCUUGAAUCGUACUGAUCAAUGGUCCUAUCGUAUCCCGUAUGCUUUGCAGUGGAUGUGGCCACUACCUCUUGGUGUUGGCAUAUUCAUGGCUCCUGAAUCGCCAUGGUGGUUGGUCAGAAAGGGAAGAGUUGCGGAUGCCAAAGAGGCACUCCUUCGACUCACGAGUCUCAACAGAGAGACCGACUUUGAUGCAGAUGAGACCAUCGCAAUGAUUGCUCAUACCACAGCUUUGGAGCAAGAAAUUACGCGUGGUAGUUCUUACCUCGACUGUUUCAAAGGCACAGAUCUUCGCCGCACUGAAAUUGUCUGCAUGUGUUGGGCGAUUCAAAAUCUGUCUGGCAAUUCCUUCAGCGGCUACUCUUCCUAUUUCCUGACGCAGGCCGGUUUAUCCCCAUCGACAUCGUACAGUUUCGCCCUGGGUCAAUAUAGUAUCAACAUGGUCGGUGUGUUUGGUGUUUGGUUGAUCAUGAGCUGGGGUGUCGGUCGCAGGACUCUCUUCCUCUACGGGUUGUGUGGUCUGUUCGUGAUGCUAAUGAUCAUGGGUUUUCUUGGCAUCCCCAAAAACCGGGAUGCGGCCGCUAUGGCAACUGGGAGCAUUAUGAUCAUUUGGGCAGCUGUGUACCAACUCUCAGUGGGUACAGUGUGCUAUUCAUUGGUUGCCGAAUUGUCCACACGACGGUUGCAGAUCAAGACCGUUGUUCUUGGACGCAAACUUUAUAACGUGGUUGGCAUCAUCUGUUCGGUCAUCACGCCAUACAUGCUCAACCCAGGCGACUGGAAUUGGGGCAACUACGCAGGAUUCUUCUGGGCCGGCGCUUGUUUCCUCUGCAUCAUCUAUACCUAUUUCAGAGUUCCAGAACCGGCUGGUCGAUCCUUUGCCGAACUGGACCUGCUAUUCGAGCGCGGAGUUAGUGCGAGGAAGUUCGCAACAACCGAGGUGAAUGUAUUUGACCUCGAAGUACGUGGGGAUGUCGUUGAGCAGGCAGAGAAGAGACUUAGCGUCGCUGCAGCACACCAGGAGGGGGUGAAGUCGGAGCAUUCAAUUGCUUGA
This is a messenger RNA of Exophiala bonariae, 1671 nucleotides long. RefSeq lists its product as uncharacterized. NCBI's taxonomy places the organism in Eukaryota, Fungi, Ascomycota, Eurotiomycetes, Chaetothyriales, Herpotrichiellaceae. Gene Ontology annotation, biological process: transmembrane transport; carbohydrate transport. Gene Ontology annotation, molecular function: carbohydrate:proton symporter activity. Gene Ontology annotation, cellular component: membrane. The transcript is spliced from 2 exons. The record is from RefSeq and is a predicted model, not a curated record. Bases 1 to 1671 code for a protein of 556 amino acids.